Messenger RNA from Didymosphaeria variabile, 1797 nucleotides. RefSeq lists its product as uncharacterized. Gene Ontology annotation, biological process: transmembrane transport. Lineage: Eukaryota; Fungi; Ascomycota; Dothideomycetes; Pleosporales; Didymosphaeriaceae. Gene Ontology annotation, molecular function: transmembrane transporter activity. The record is from RefSeq and is a predicted model, not a curated record. The transcript has 3 exons. The coding region runs from base 1 to 1797 and encodes 598 amino acids.
AUGGACGCCGCCGACAAGAUCAUAUCCAGAGCGGAGGAGAAUGCCAGCCCGGAGCGCUUUGCCCGCCACAACGAGAAGCAGGACGCACAGGUUGAGAAGACGGAAACACAUGAGCCAAUCGCACGAACCUACACUUCGUCAACAAAUUCGUCCUCGUCAUCAGAAGCCUCAGACGUCGAGCGCGAUGCCAUGUCGCGAGCGCCCACGCAGCGAGAAGACAACGACCUCGAACGCCAAGCGACCGUAUUGAGCCGUAUCCAGACACAGCGGAGCCAGCACAGCGCUACAGUGGGUGCCAGUCUAAAGAGCAGGCAUUCGAAGAAACCGUUGCCCGGCUUUGGAGGCGGGAAACCAUACCCCCCGCCGCUGCCAGAAAGAGAGGAAUAUGUUGUGGAAUUUGACGGGCCCGAUGAUCCUCUACAUGCGCAGAACUGGCCUAUGAGGAAGAAGCUUUUCACUGGUGCAAUGCUUGGGUUUACGACUCUUACGGCUGCAUUUGGCAGCUCUAUCUUCAGCGCCGCGACUCGCGUUGUAGCGCAACAGUACCAUGUAGGAACUACGGUUGGUGUGUUAGGGACGUCCUUCUACGUGUUAGGUUUUGCAACUGGUCCGAUCUUGUGGGCACCUUUCUCGGAAUUGAAGGGCAGGCGACUGCCGCUCGUUAUCGCUAGCUUCGGGUUUUCGAUCUUCAACAUUGGUGUUGCAACAGGAAAAGACCUCCAGACUAUUCUUAUAUGUCGUUUCUUUUCUGGGUUCUUCGGUGCUUGUCCGCUAACUUGUGUCGCUGCUGUGUUCUCAGAUAUGUUUGACAACCGGACCAGAGGCAUGGCGAUCACCAUCUUCUCCAUGACAGUUUUCACUGGUCCCUUACUGGCACCCUUCAUCGGCGGUUUCAUAGUCAUGUCUCAUCUUGGCUGGCGCUGGACAGAGUACAUCGUCGCGAUCAUGGGUUUUACUGCUUUCACUCUGAACAUAUUGUUCCUCGAGGAGUCUUACCCGCCAGAAAUCCUUGUCAAGAAAGCAUCCGAGUUGCGUCGUAGAACGAAGAAUUGGGGCAUCCACGCCAAGCAGGAAGAAAUUGAAAUCGACGUUCGCGAACUUCUGCAGAAGAACUUCAGUCGUCCGCUCAGGAUGCUUGUCAGCGAGCCCAUCGUCCUGCUCUUGUCCAUUUACAUGGCUUUCAUUUAUGGUCUCCUCUAUUUGUUCUUAACAGCGUAUCCUUUCGUUUUUCAGGGAGUCCACCACAUGAAUCUGGGAGUCGGAGGACUGCCUUUCUUUGGCAUGAUCACGGGACAAUUACUCGCUGGUACUCUGAUUUUCAUCCGACAGCCGGGAUACCAGAAGAAGCUCGCCGCGAACAACAACGUCCCAAUUCCUGAGUGGCGUCUUCCCGAAGUCAUCGCAGGCGGCGUAUGCUUUGCCGUCGGGAUUUUCUGGUUCGGAUGGACUGGGUACAAGGAGUCGAUCCACUGGAUCGUGCCGACGUUGUCCGGUGUUCUAAUUGGUUUCGGUCUUCUCAGUAUCUUCCUCCAGGCGUUGAACUACCUCGUUGACGCCUAUCUCAUGUUCGCCGCUUCUGCCAUCGCCGCGAAUACCUUCCUUCGUAGUCUUUGCGGUGCCGUGUUCCCGCUCUUCGCGCAGCAAAUGUUCAACGGGAUGGGCAUCCAGUAUGCCUCCACGCUUCUCGGAUGCAUAGCCGCGGUCCUCAUUCCUGUGCCUGUAUGGUUCUACCUCCGGGGUGCGAAAAUCCGAGAGAAGAGUGCAUAUGCGCCUACGUUCAAGCCUGCACAGGACUAG